Messenger RNA from Acanthaster planci (crown-of-thorns starfish), 1416 nucleotides. RefSeq lists its product as uncharacterized. Lineage: Eukaryota; Metazoa; Echinodermata; Asteroidea; Valvatida; Acanthasteridae. The record is from RefSeq and is a predicted model, not a curated record.
CUUGCAGAUUCUGCUCUCUGCUGACAGGCCCACACCUGCGCUCUCACCUACGCUGCCGUAGCAUAUAUUUUAUCCGUGUAGCUCAAGUUCGCAAUCCUGGGAGAACUGUUUCAACGAUGGCGAAGUUCUUCGGCUUAUUGGUCAUCUUUGCCCUGGCGAUAAACUUGAAAGGAAUUGGUGCUGCCGCAGCAAGUCCGCAGGAAUCAGUGCAGGACCAGACUCCAGGUUACGCGACCACCCCUCCAAAUGGGGAGUUUUACUGCAAGUUCUGCAUGCUGUGUGUGACCUACGUGAGGAACAUGACGCUCGACAAAGACUUUAUGCGAGCGUUUGUUGACAAUGGCCGAAGGAUUUGCUUGUUAUGGAGUCCUGCUGUCUUCGCCAAGUAUUGUGACGACUUUGCGGAAGAAUAUCCAGAUAUUACUCGGGCAAUUGUGCACGAUUACCUGGAUCCGAUUAGGGGGUGCGCUUGGCUGUGCCACGGUCAGGAAGCGGGGGAACUGCAUCCGAAUGUUCUGAGUAACUUCGCCCAGAAGGUGGGAAGGGCUUCCAAGAAGGCUUCCUGGAAGUAGGAACAUCUUCAAUUAACCUUGAUGAACCAUAGACGACCAGACUUCCACGUGACACUGGCUCUCGAUGUUAUUUAAUUUUGUAGCUUGCGCUAGCAGCAAAAAGCUUGCCUAUAAUUUAGAAAGAGCAUAGAAUUUUACUGAUUCUUAAAAACUCCAUAUUGUGGCAUUCUUUUAAUGUUUUUUCUCUCCGCUUUUGGUCGCCACAGCAACUUCUUUUGCUAUUUGCGGUAUUAAUUUAAAGUACCAUCUCUGUCAAAGUUUAUGAUAUGAAAUAACAUGACAAACCUGACGAAUAUUUUUCACCAUCAAGUUUGUUCUUGCGCAUCUUUCUUUAGAUUUUGAGUAUUUUUUUUAGCCUCACAGGAGAUUGCAUAAAAUAUUUGACAAACGAUGACCUGUACCCUUGAGCAUUUCUUGCACGUUAGUUCUGCUUACAUCAGUCAGUUUUGUAUCAAAACCUUUUGAACAGUUUGAAGGACAUGCGAAUAAAGUACAGUGUAAAAGAAUCUUUUGGUGGAAGUUGGCAUCAUGUGAUACUAACAACAUCCGGAAUUCGGAAAAUAUUUGAACAUCACAUCGUUUGUAACUUUGUUUAAAGGGUAGCUGCGAUAAUUUUGUUUUAAUAAAAACCUUCAAAAUGCACCCGUGUCUCAGUUAACCUGUUUUCAACCUUUUUUUCACUGCUUAAAGGGUAUUUUGAUCUCUUUUCGUUUUUUUUAUUCUAAUGAGUACUUCCAUAUUCAUUGGUAAACUAAAUGUUAGUUACAAUGGCUUGUACACAAAAAGUUAUGCAUUUUUGUUGGUUUUUAUUUUGCUAAUCAAUAAAGCAGUAAGUUAGCAUCAA